UUUACCGGUCAUCACAAUGUAGACAUCUAUUUUGUGACGUUUACAGGUCGAUGUGCGGCAGGGUUUAAUAGUACCACCUGUUAUAACGGAGGAGUUCCGAAUCCCAGACAAUGCGAUGUGUGCCUUUGUCCAUACGGUUACGGUGGCAAGUUUUGUGAUCAACGGCCGGCCGGUUGUGGUGAACGACUCAAAGCGUCUGCUCAUUGGAAAACCAAGAAAUUCACUUUCAUGAAUACCUCUGUGGCUAACGACCAAGCGCACAUGAUGUGCAAUCAUUGGAUUGAGGCGCCGCUAGGUAAAUGGAUAGAAGUUCGAGUGAUAGGAGUACCAUCCAAUCUUUGCUACUAUGGUUGCUGCUACGGUGCCAUUGAACCCAAGGUUCAGAUGGAUAAAAUGGUCACAAACCCGAGAUAUUGUUGCGAGGAGCAGCUCAACAAAACUCUUGUAAGCAAGCUCAAUCCGACACCAGUCUUUUCAUACAGCGUUUUUCGCAAAUCAGUAUUCACAUUCCAGUACAGAUAUAAAUGA
Cooperia oncophora is the source of this 528-nucleotide messenger RNA. The record is from the annotation of a GenBank genome assembly. NCBI's taxonomy places the organism in Eukaryota, Metazoa, Nematoda, Chromadorea, Rhabditida, Trichostrongylidae.